This is a messenger RNA of Schizosaccharomyces cryophilus OY26, 1348 nucleotides long. Its product is annotated as HMG-box. The transcript has 2 exons. Gene Ontology annotation, molecular function: transcription coactivator activity. Gene Ontology annotation, cellular component: nucleus. NCBI's taxonomy places the organism in Eukaryota, Fungi, Ascomycota, Schizosaccharomycetes, Schizosaccharomycetales, Schizosaccharomycetaceae. Gene Ontology annotation, biological process: transcription by RNA polymerase II. The record is from RefSeq and is a predicted model, not a curated record. The coding region runs from base 45 to 668 and encodes 207 amino acids.
ACGAAUCGUACGUACUAUUUGAACUUUUUUACAUACCACAAACAAUGGGAAAUCCUAAGAAGAGAGCAGAAAAGGCAGAAGCUGCAAAAGGCAGGAAGGACGAAGUUGACGCAAAAAAGAAGGAAGCUGAGGAAAGUGAAAAAUGGUCGAAAGGAAUCAAGAGUAACAAUAAGAAGGAGCAAGAAGAGGAAAAGCGACGUUUAGCAGCUCAAAAGAAAGCAGAGCGUACUCGGUUAGAACAAGAAGAAAUGGCUAGCAUUCCAUCAAAAGGUGGAAAGGGUAAAAAGGCUGGUGCUCGUAAAGAUUUAUCUUUGGAUGCUUUUCUGGAGGAACCUGCUCAACCAGCCUCAUAUAGCGCAAGCAACAUUGACGAUGCUUUGAACCUACUUAGUUUGGAUUCUGGGUCCAAGGAAAAAAUUGAUCGCCAUCCUGAACGCCGUUUUAAACCGGCGUUUAAUGAAUACAAAGAAUCACGACUUCCCGAACUUCGUAAGGAAAGUCCUGGUCUUCGUCUUAAUCAGUACGAAGAUGUUAUGUAUAGAGAGUUCCAGAAGCACCCCAACAACCCUUUUAACAAGCUCAACGUAAGUUACAACACCAAACAAGACGACAUUAAAAGUCUUCGUGCUGCUCGUAAGGCUGAAUUGGAAGCUCGCCUUCGAGAAUAAGUUUUUUAGUUCUUUUUGUUUUUAUUUUUUGUAUAUGACGUUUUCCUUUUUUGGUGAAUUGAGUUGGACGGAAUUCCUACAUGUUACUCGUAUUUAAUAUGUUAUGAAAUAUGAACUCUUCUCAUAAAUUCUAUAUUUGUUUUAUUGUUCAGCCCGUAGAUGACUGAAAGUGGAUUCAGAUAGUUCAUCCUCAAAUCUGAUGUCUUACAGACUUAUGAUUCAUGAAUUUGUCGAAAGAUGCCGAUCUUUCGAAAUGUUUCUCGUUACUGAAUAGUCAUAUACAUAUGUCCAUUUUAAACAAUAAGCUAUCAAGUUGAGAAGUGAGUCGAGAAAGGAAUUGGUUUGCUCGUGGAAGGUUAUUUGAUUAAGCUACACAUUACUUUAUUUCGCUUGCAAUACUUUUCUGGCUACAGAAAAUUUGUUUGUGUGAUUUUGAUAUUUAAAAAAUGUAUUUGCUAUAGUAGUAAAUCUAUGGAAAUGGACGAAGGGAAAGGCUAUAAGGUGGUUACCUCAAUUAAAAAGGACCAAAUAUUUUCUUUUUGUUUGAAAAUAUAUUUAUUAAUGUCAAAAGAUGAAAGUAACGUUUCAUUGGUUUGUAAAUAUUUUGAAUAGUUGACUUCCUCAUUAUAAUCAUAAAAUCAGAUAGUAUCCUAUAAUAUUACAAAAGUGAAGUCGAGAAG